Lotus japonicus is the source of this 3189-nucleotide messenger RNA. RefSeq names its product CRM-domain containing factor CFM2, chloroplastic. The transcript has 13 exons. Gene Ontology annotation, biological process: RNA splicing, via transesterification reactions. Bases 69 to 2993 code for a protein of 974 amino acids. Lineage: Eukaryota; Viridiplantae; Streptophyta; Magnoliopsida; Fabales; Fabaceae. The record is from RefSeq and is a predicted model, not a curated record. Gene Ontology annotation, molecular function: mRNA binding.
UGCAAUUUCAUUUGCACACUGCAUGUUCUUGCAGAGUCUCGCUAUCCAUCUACGAACUCAGUCUCUCAAUGUUGCUUCCCGCAACUCACUUCACCUUUGCUUCUUCUUCUUCACUGCUCUUCUUCCCUCUUCAAUUCCCCAAAUCCAAAACCCGACCCGCCAAUUUCAUCAUUCGGAGCUCCACCUCCGACACCCAAACCCGAACUCUCCCACACUCCGCCAUCCAACGAAUCGCCGACAAACUCCGCUCCCUCGGCUUCACCGACCAACCCGCCACCCCAACCUCCACCACCACUUCCAAUCCCUCCGCCGCCGCCGGAGAAAUCUUCGUCCCACUCCCCCACAACAUCCCGAAGCAUCGCGUGGGCCACACUCUCGACCCGAGCUGGAGCACGCCGGAGAAUCCGGUCCCGCUUCCGGGCACGGGAAUCGCGCGUUUGAGCGCGAAUGAGUUGGAGAAGCAGCGGAAGGAGAGGGAGAGGGAGAGAGAGAAGAAGAAAGAGGGGAAAGUGCCGACGCUGGCUGAGCUGAGCUUGCCGAAUUCCGAGAUAAUGAGGUUGACGACUCUAGGGUUUCAGAUGAAGCAGAAGAUCAAGGUUGGCAAGGCGGGGAUCACCGAAGGGAUCGUUAACGGGAUUCACGAGCGGUGGCGGCGGUCUGAGGUUGUGAGGAUUGUUUGUGAUGAUAUUUGCAGGAUUAACAUGAAAAGGACUCAUGACUUGUUGGAGAGAAAAACUGGAGGACUUGUUGUUUGGAGAUCGGGAAGUAAGAUAAUAUUGUACAGAGGGAUUGAUUAUAAGUAUCCUUACUUCCUCUCAGAUAAGGAUUCGAGAGAUGAACACAUUGGUGAUGCUGAGCAACAUAUGGAUCGCGAUGAUGAAAAAGAGAGCCACUCAUCUGAAACAAACUCAGAAAUAUAUGCUGGUCAUAGUUCAAACUCCAAAACAUCAAAGCCAGCUUUGAUACAAGGUGUUGGUACUCCAAAUAGAGUACGAUUUCAACUGCCAGGUGAGGCAGAGCUUGCAGAAGAUGCAGACAGCUUAUUAGUGGGGCUUGGGCCACGAUUUACUGAUUGGUGGGGGUAUGAACCUCUGCCUGUCGAUGCUGAUCUUCUACCUGCUGUUGUUCCUGGAUAUAGGCAGCCUUUUCGCCUACUUCCAUAUGGUGUGAAGCCUAAACUGACGGAUGAUGAAAUGACAACUUUGAGGAGACUUAGCAGACCUAUACCAUCCCAUUUCGCGUUAGGUAGAAACAGGAAACUUCAAGGAUUGGCUGCUGCAAUUAUUAAGCUUUGGGAAAGAUGUGAGAUUGUCAAGAUUGCUGUAAAGAGAGGUGUGCAGAAUACUAACAGUGAGAUUAUGGCUGAAGAGAUAAAGCAUCUAACCGGAGGAAAUCUCCUUGCUCGGGAUAGAGAAUUUAUUGUCUUUUAUAGAGGAAAAGACUUCUUGCCAGCUGCAGUAUCUUCAGCAAUUGAACAACGGAGGAAUAUUGGAUUAUACAAACUAAAGGCAGAAAACAGUUUGUCAGUAGUCCCUGCAGAUUCUGAAGGAAAUGGUGUGACCUUUCAGAAAGAUACAGAAAUCUUCAAAAAAGAAUUGUUAACUAAAGCUAAGGAAGCUAAUAAAUUCAAAAAGAGUAGCAUCAAAUUGUCAAUGGCAUUAGAGAAGAAAGCAAAGGCUGAAAAACUUCUAGCAGAGCUGGAAAAUGCAGAGAGCCCCCAAGAACAAGAAAUUGAUAAAGAGGGUAUUACGGAAGAAGAGAGAUACAUGCUGCGGAAGAUUGGCUUGAAGAUGCAGCCCUUCCUUUUAUUAGGUAGACGAGGGGUUUUUGAUGGAACAGUGGAAAAUAUGCAUCUUCAUUGGAAAUAUCGGGAGCUCGUGAAGGUAAUAUGUAAAGAGGGAAGCCUGGAAGCUGUUUAUCAGGUAGCUCAGACCUUAGAGGCAGAAAGUGGUGGAAUAUUAGUUGCAGUAGAGAGAGUGAGCAAGGGCUAUGCAAUCAUUGUGUAUCGUGGAAAGAAUUACAGUAGACCUGCUAGUUUGAGGCCUCAAACACUCUUAAAUAAAAAGCUAGCAAUGAAGCGUUCUAUAGAGGCACAGCGCUAUGAGUCAUUGAAGCUUCAUGUUUUGAACCUAGAUAAAAACAUAAAUGAGUUGAAACUUCAAAUGGUUAAAGAUGAGGCUAAUAGUAAGCAGAUGCCUGAAACGUUGAGAUCUGACUUGGUUAAAGAUGAGGCUAAUAGUAAGCAGAUGCCUGAAACGUUGAGAUCUGACUUGGUUACAGACAAACAUGGAGCUAGUACAAAUUCUACUAGUUGCAAUUCUCCAAAAGAAGCUUCUUUUGAGAAUCAACAAGCAAUACAGGAGCAGCAGGUUGAGCUCAUUGAUGGUGGUGGAGCUCGUCCAGGUGAAUUAGAUUCCUGGGCUGGUUCGAUUCAUAAAGAAACACAGCCGGACGUAGUGAGUGAUUCUGUGGUGGAUGCUGGACACUGUGCCUCUAAUGAAAAAGAUAUGGAAUCAUCAAUCGCAUCAUCAAAAAGUGAUCCUGAACCACCAGCUUCAAUUAUAAGUAGGAGAUCGAAUGAUUUACCUUCCAGAUCUGUAUUUCUUUCCAACAGAGAGAGACUACUUCUUCGAAAGCAGGCCUUACAGAUGAAAAAGCGACCUGUCCUUGCCAUAGGAAAGAGCAAUACUGUGAGUGGUAUUGCCAAAACAAUCAAGACUCACUUCCAGAAACACCCUCUUGCCAUAGUUAACGUCAAAGGAAGGGCAAAAGGGACCUCAGUUCAGGAAGUGGUAUUCAAGCUAGAGCAAGCAACAGGUGCCGUUCUAAUCUCUCAGGAGCCUAGCAAAGUAAUACUUUACAGAGGUUGGGGUGCAGGAAAGAAACCUGGCACUGCAAAAGAAGUUAAUGAAAUGGGUAAAGAGGAAGAGGCAAAGCCCAUUGUGUCUCCUGAACUGUUGGAAGCAAUCAGAGUAGAAUGUGGGUUGCAGUAACAAACAAAACAUAGAGAGAAAAAUUGGUGCAAAUUGACGAUAGAUAUUAAAUUUUUUUAGGGUGUCAAACAUAUGAUUGUAGUGAGAAGGAGAACACCAAACAGUGUUUUCUUGGACUUCUUGUUACCGUCACUGACCAUGAUGUAUUGCUGCAAUGUUAAUGCAAUGUUCUUUACCACAGGCACGUUGGAUGAAA